Molecule: messenger RNA, 1935 nt
Organism: Ceraceosorus guamensis
Lineage: Eukaryota; Fungi; Basidiomycota; Exobasidiomycetes; Ceraceosorales; Ceraceosoraceae
Product: FAD/NAD(P)-binding domain-containing protein
Exons: 4
Coding region: 1-1935 (644 amino acids)
Biological process (GO): protein geranylgeranylation; small GTPase-mediated signal transduction; vesicle-mediated transport
Cellular component (GO): nucleus; Rab-protein geranylgeranyltransferase complex; cytoplasm
Molecular function (GO): GDP-dissociation inhibitor activity
Source: RefSeq, a predicted model, not a curated record
AUGUCGCUGCCUACGAAGCACUUCGACGUUCUCAUACUUGGAACAGGCUUAGCACAGUCGAUUCUGUCCGCCGCAUUAGCAAAAGCUGGUCGAUCAGUGCUGCAUGUAGACUCGAAUGACUACUACGGCGGAGAUUGUGCCAGUCUCUCGCUCGGCGAGCUAGUCGAUCACGUGGAGCGCACCGCCGAGUCCAAAAAGGCUAGCAGCUCAACGGCAUGGAUCAAUUUCCCCUCGCAUGUCCCAGAAGCUGCCCAGGAAGCAUCCAGAUCCCCCGCAGCAAAGAUCCCUGAAGAUCUAAGAAAAUUGGACAGGCACUACUCGCUCUCCCUAUCCCCCAGCUUGUUGCCGGCUUCGGGCGAAGCCAUUGAUGUCCUAGUGCGCUCUGGAGUCGCCUCAUACGCCACUUUUCGGUUACUAGAAAGCACGACGGUCUACAUUCCAAGCGCCACAUCCGCAAGUCCAUCUGCAGUGUCGCAGCUACGAACCGUACCCUGUUCAAAGGAAGACGUGUUCAAAGAUCGAGCCUUGUCUUUGCCCGACAAGCGCCGCAUAAUGAAGCUUCUCAUGAACGUGGCGCAAGCCAGCUCAGUCGCCGAUGUAGUCGAGUCCGACGCAUACGAAGAACCCUUCUUGUCUUACCUGCAAGGCAAGCACGGUCUAUCAGAUGCCGUCGCGCAGACUCUGGCGUACGGAGUAGCGCUAUGCUCGCAUCCGGAUGAGCCAACGAAAGAAGCAUUGACGAGAGCAAAACAGCAUCUAUCCGGCAUUGGCCGGUUUGGCAAUUCCUCCUACUUGGUAGGUCAGUAUGGCGGAGCUGGCGAGCUGGCUCAAAGCUACUGUCGAGCUGCAGCCGUAUACGGAGCCAUCUACAUCUUGGGUCAUGAGCUCAGCGACAUGAAGCCAGCUCAGGGCUUCGAGCGUGCACAACAGGGAAUCAAUGGUGAUUCUCGAGCCGCAGAGACAAAUCAAACGUCAGACGGGCCAACGCAGUCCUGGGACUUUGGCUUGAAGGACCUGCCUGAAGAAGGACGUUUGACAGCCGAUUGGGUCGUGGGCGAACCCAAUACGCUCACGACGUUGAUUCCUUGCCAGUAUGAUGACGACGCCUCCGUCAACGCGACAUCGCAGAAGCCGAGUCUGCUAACUGCGACACCUAACGCUAAGAGCCUGGAGGCAAUCAUAGUCCUUGAUCGGCCAAUCGCUUUGCAGAAUUCUCCUACCAGUACAAAUGCAAAUGAGACUCAGGGGCGAAGCGAAAUCACCGCGGCGCCGCUGCCACCUGAGACAGCUCUUGUGGUAUUUCCUCCUGCCUCCCUCGUGCCACAUCAUGGAUCGGCUGUCACAGCACUCAUGAUGGGCGAAGGGACGUUCAGCUGUCCAAAAGGCCAAUACGUCUACUACCUCAGUACCAACAUUGCCUCUGCAGCAGGGCCAGGUGCAGGACGAGAAGUGUUUGAAGCAACUAAGCGAGCACUUUGCCAGCUUGCCGCUUCUUCGACAGCGGAAUCUGGAACGGAGGCAAGCGACUGGGAGAGCAGGCACGAGCGCACUGAUCGGCCAGAAGAGGUGGUGCCUCUGGUUGAGUGCUUCAGAUGCUCGCCAACCGAUUCCGCCAUCGAUCUCGCCAGAUAUCCUCGCCUCGUUCCGGUGCCGAGUGCUCGACAUCAAGCGUCUGGAGCGGGAAAGAUUACCAAUCUGUCCACCUGGCUCGACCUGGCUACAUCGCAAGCCGAAAGUCUCUUCUGGACCAUCGAGGGUGUGGAGAAGCGACAGGCGGCGGAAAAGAACGUGGAAGCGAGGAGGAGGAGGAGAGAUCCGGCGGAGUAUGUCGGUAGGGUUGGAGCUACUGAAAAAGACGAGGCGGACGAAGACGAGCAAGUGGUGGAGUUCUUUCAGCCGAAAAGGACUCGAGAAGAACAGGACGAAGAAGAAUAG